CAACAUCAUCGCACGCUCCUCAACUGGCCGCAAUACGUGCAACACAACGCGUUCGCUCACACGCGUAAUUCUUCAACAUUCACACAAUCGAUAGCCGACACCAUGCCAGUCGCUCGGAAACGCGAAAAUCGCGAGAAUCAAUUCUACAAUGUUGGUGAACAGGGGAGGAAAACCGGCAUUCGACUCGAAGAUACAGGAGUACGAGAUGAAUAUGGCAUGGAACCGAUAUCUGGAAUUUUCUCUUCGCCGGAAAAAUCCCCUGCAAAGCGCGACACCUUCAGCGGCAAUGCCACGGUCAUCGAGUCUGAAUCGAUGGAUAUAGAUGAGAGCGAAGUUCCAAACCUCACACCCGGCCGUUUCCUACAUCGCAGUCGUCCGAAUCUCCCUCCGCCAAAGUCGCGCUCACCCAUUAAAACUUCACUUGGAUCCUCGCCGCGCAGGCAGUCAUCAAUGGGCCCGCGGACAAUUCUCAGAUCUAGCGCAGAUAGUUCGGACCGAGCAACAUCACAUCCAGCCGUUAGCCGUCGGCUAAGCUUCAGUCAAGACGAGGCAAGUCUCCAGGAAACUCCAGCAUUAAGCGGCUCCGGUACACGCCGUGGAGCAGCUCGCUCAAGCAUCUACGAUUUGGAAGAAUCGCCAUCGCGGGAUCAUAAUUCCCUAGUGGACGAGAGCGUCGUGCAGGCAGAAAUCACUGAAAUUGCGGGAGACGAAGAGUCGGAAUUGUUAAACGAGAUUGCGGAAGAGAGCUUCGCUGGCGCUGUUGGAUAUGAUACUUUGGCGGGGGCAGAUGACUUGGAAGAUGAGGACGUAUCAGGCGAUGUAGAAGAGUCUGAAGUCAUGGAAGAAUCUGUGGAAGAGCCUUUCGAAGAGGCUUUGGAGGAACCCGUUGAAGAGCCCGUGGAAGAACCCGAAGAAGAGGUUGUUGUCAAACAGCCUGCAAAAAGAGGAAGGAAACGCAAAAGCGAUGUUAUGGCAAAUAGCGAACCGAAAGAAGUGGCCUCAUCAAGAACUAAGAGACGGGGUCCAGCUGCUGAAGAACAACCAACGACAACACAAAAAGGCAAAAAGUCCGCAAAGGCAUCGCCACCUGCGGCAGAGCGUCGCCGUUCCAAUCGAAUUUCCGAGGCUACCGAGCAAGAAGAUAGUAGUAUUCUUCCUGCUGCGAACGAUGAGUCAAUGCAGCUUGAAGAGGCACCGGUAGCUCCUAAAAGGAGAGGACGGCCACCUAAAGCCACUACAUCAGCAGCAGCUACCACAACAGCCUCAAAGAAGAAAGAUGAAGAGAAAGUGAAUGACGAGGCCGUGUUCAAGAAACCGAAGGCAGUGGCUAGGGGAAGGCCAAAGGCAACUUCAAAACCGAAUGAAACGACCGUGAAUGCUCUGGAGUCUGCCCCUGGCAGACUUGUGGAUGCUCUUGGAAACCCGCUAUCCGAAGAAGAGGUUGACCGGAUCUCCAUGACAUCUACUGCUUCAAGAUAUGGACGAGGCCGCUCGCUCUCGGUAUUCCGCUCGUUGAAUCCAGACCAGGCUGCUUCGAAAGGCAGAACUGGUCGGCACCGCCUCCAGCCUGUUAACUUUUGGCUCAACGAGCAUGCCUCUUAUGACCGCGACGGCAAUUUGCAAUCUAUUAUGCGAAACGAAACAAAAGAGUUGCCUAAAGAAAAGCGAGCUACUCGAGGCCGCAAAGGUAGCAAACGCACUCUCGCGGCUGUUGAGGAAGAGGAAGAAGAUCUCGAGGGGUGGGAGCAAGAUGAAGGUGUUCUCCUCGGAAUCUACAAGGACUUUGACACCACUGCCGAGGUCACACUUCAAGACCAGAUUGAAGAGCCUAUCGCCUGGGCACAGAAUGGUAUCAAGCCGGUCGAAGUACCGGGAGCAGAAUUCAAGUUUACCAAGUUGGCAUCUGCCGGCACGUCUUCUUUCUUUAGCUGGGGAUAUCUUGCUCUUGACAAGGAUGGCCAUAAACGGUCCAAAAAUUCGAGACGAAUGCAUAUGGUGUUCCAUGUCACCAAAGGCAAAGUUGAAGUCCAAGUCGACGACAAUGAAUUCACAAUCAAUAAAGGAGGCCUAUGGCAAGUCCCUCGAGGUAAGUCUAUACAUAUUUUUUUUACCCUCCUUUGGGGAUUUCUUCCAAAGUUGUCUUGACAGUCUGCAUUGAACUGUACACAUCGCUCAAAGCGGGGACUACUUCAUGCUUUCACGUUUCGAUCGUAAGCAUGUCGUUCACAA
Molecule: messenger RNA, 2229 nt
Organism: Aaosphaeria arxii CBS 175.79
Lineage: Eukaryota; Fungi; Ascomycota; Dothideomycetes; Pleosporales
Exons: 4
Coding region: 103-2145 (680 amino acids)
Biological process (GO): attachment of mitotic spindle microtubules to kinetochore; kinetochore assembly; spindle attachment to meiosis I kinetochore
Cellular component (GO): kinetochore
Molecular function (GO): centromeric DNA binding
Source: RefSeq, a predicted model, not a curated record